This is a messenger RNA of Durio zibethinus, 1728 nucleotides long. The record is from RefSeq and is a predicted model, not a curated record. NCBI's taxonomy places the organism in Eukaryota, Viridiplantae, Streptophyta, Magnoliopsida, Malvales, Malvaceae.
AACGCCUGCCUUUCAAUUUUGAUUCACAAGAUGUUCGACUUGCUGUUGAAGCCGAAGUUCUAUGCAAAAUGCAAAUCGGCAAUAAGGAUGACUAAGGUGAGACUUGAGACUAUAAAGAAGAGGAGAAAUGCGGUAGAGAAGUAUUUGAAGAAUGAUAUUGCUGAGCUUCUCAAGAACGGUCUUGAUUACAAUGCUUAUGGCAGGGCUGAAGGUCUUCUGAUUGAGCAAAACAGAACAGCCUGUUACAAUUUCAUAGAGCAGUUUUUGGAGUGUAUCUCAAAGCAUGACUCAGUCAUGCAAAAGCAGAGUGAGUGUCCUGAGGAAUGUAGAGAAGCUAUACCAUCACUAAUAUACGCUGCAGCCAGAUUUGCGGAUUUGCCAGAACUACGUGACCUCAGAACUCUAUUUACUGAAAGAUAUGGGAAUUCCCUAGAAUCUUUUUUAAACCAAGAGUUUGUGCAGAAGCUGAGGGCAGAGCCUCCUAUAAAGGAGAAGAAGCUUCAAUUGAUGCACGACAUAGCACAAGAAUUUUCUAUUGAAUGGGACUCCAAGGCUUUGGAUCAGAAACUGUUUAAGCCAGCUCCAUCAGAGCAAAAUGAGGCCCAGAACAAGUCUUUAAAUGAAGCUGAUGGUGAUGGAUACAAGUUGUACAGAAGCAAGAAUGAUAGCUUCCAGAAAAGCAACAUUCAUGGUGAUGAGAAUGGAUUGAGUAACAUGCACGAGUACAGGAGGCUAAAAAUAAAUGAAACAGAUCACCACAUUUACCCUAGGAGAAAGGAUGACACUGGUGAUAAAUACGAGCUGUGUAGCAGCAGUGAAGGUGUAGUGACCGAUCAAGAUAUCCCAAUGACUACUACUUCGGAUGAAAGUGUUACUGAGGAUGGUAUAGAAAACAGGAAGCCCUUUUACGGCAAAUUUAUUCCUCCUCCCUAUGUCAGGCCAUCCCUGGGCAAAGAAAAUAGCAGCACGGAAGAGCCCACAACACCAAGUGAUAAUAUUGAUAACGAGAAAAACAACAAAUGGAAUGAUUCAGCUGGUGAAAUUAAGCCAAAACCAAGAUCAGUUAGGAGGAGACCUUUGAAACCACCACUAGGUCGUGAAGGUUUAAGCAGUUUUGGAAAUGAUGGGGCUGCAAAUAUUAGUCCAACUACAGUGAAUCACAAAGAAGCAAGAAAGGGUUUGGCAUCCAUACAAAUGGAACAAAGUGAUAAAAGAGACGAAGAGGAGAAAACAAUGGAUGGGCUUUUGAUGCAUUACAGUAAGAAAAAGUCGCCUUAUGAAUGGGUAUGCAAAUGGAAAGCAAAUCUAACACCUCCCCCUGGAAGACAAACAGCUGAAGACACCAAUGAAGGCUCAAGCUUCCAAAGCAAUACAUCUGAUCCAACUUCUCUUCUGAGCAGGGUUGCAUCUUUUCCCAAAGAAGCAACAAGUCCAAUGGAGACAGCAGGAAGGCACAACCGAGCCUCCUCAUUCCAGCCAGACAUGUUUGCUGCGCAUGUGCAUCCCAAGCUACCAGAAUAUGAUGAUUUGGCAACUCGGCUCACAGCUAUACGAAGGGGAUAAAAGAAAAUAGCAAUAGGAGAGUCUAGAUAUUACCUUAUAUUCAUUCUAAUUCUUUAUAGCAUCUUCACAUUUGAAAGGCCUCUAUAGGAAAUUAGUUUGUUGGUUCAUUCAUUCACAAUAAAUAGCUCCACAUUUUAUUAUGAAAAAAGCUUUGCAUGGUCAUUC